AUGUUCCCCUUUCGGAAACUCCACGCUCAGUGCUUCUUCUUCCUUCUUAAACCCUGCCAAAACCCUAGAUUCCAGACCACCAAAUCCGCCACUAAAUUCGCCGGAAAAGCCACCGUAAAACAAGCCCAAGCCGCAUUGCUCGAGUACCUCCACUCCACGCGCAGCCUCAACUUCUUAGACGCCGACAACAUGUGCAAAAACUCGCCCUCCUUCCUCCAGGACCUCCUCGCCAAAACCCACUUGCACACUCCGCACGUCGACACCAAGCGCUCCAUCUCGCGCUACCUCCGCUACCACCCCAUUAACGAGUUUGAGCCCUUCUUCGAGAGCGCGGGUCUCUCCCCUUCCGAGUACGCGCCCCUUCUCCCGCCUCACAUGAUUUAUCUAAACGAUGACGUUCUGCUCAUGGAGAAUCACCAGGCGCUCUGCAACUACGGGGUUCCCCGCACCAAGAUGGGGAGGGUUUUCAAACUUGCACCUCAGGUUUUUCGGUAUAAACCCGGGGUCUUGAUCUCGAAGCUUCGGGAAUACGAAAACCUCGGUGUUUCGCGGAAGACUUUGAUCAAUGUGGUUGCUUUCAGCCCCUGCAUUUUGGUUGGGGGUGUUGAUUUUGAUUUUGUUAAGGUUGUGGAGAUGUUGAAACGUGUUAUUGGAAAGGAUUGCGAAUGGAUUGGAGAGCAUUUGUUGAUUAACAAGGGUUGUUGUAAUUGGAGGGUAAUGUUUCAGGUUUUGAGUUUACUUUCUACGGUUUUCAAUGAAAAACAAUUGUGUGAUUUAAUCACUCGUCACCCUGGAUUGAUUUUUGAGGAAUCUGGAGGUUGUGUGUUAUCCUUGAUUGGCUUUUUGUUGAAAUUUGGAUUGUCUGUAAACCGGGUUUGUGUCAUGCUGCACGAGUUUCCGGAGAUUCGGGCUGUGAAAUUUUUGUCCAAUUUGAGGCUGUGUUUUCUGUUCUUGACAGAGAUCAAGAUGGAGGCUUCGGAGAUUGGGAGGAUUUUGCAGUCUCACUGCUUGGUGUUGGGAUCCUUCACCAUGAAGAGAACGAUUACUUUGCUUACUAACUUGAAUGUUGGAAAGAAGCGACUGUGUAGAGUUGUGAGGGAUGAUCCUGUAGUAAUGAAGAGUUGGGCUUUGGGAAGGAGAAUUGAGCCUCUGGUUAACUCGUAUGUGGAGUAUGAAUCCAAGGCGCUGAAGAAGGAGUUCAUGCUGAGGUUGGGGUAUGAAGAGAACUCCAAAGCAAUGAAUGAGUCGAUUAAGUUGUUCAGGGGUAGGGGAGCUGAGCUUCAGGAGAGACUUGAAUUUAUUGUUAAUGCAGGGUUGGAUUAUGAGGUUGUCUGUAAGAUGAUUCGAGAGUCCCCGCGGAUUCUUAGUCAGACCACGGAUAGGAUAAACAUGAAAAUUGAGUCUCUUGUGAAUGAAGGAUAUUCAAUGUCGGAUUUGGCUAGUUUUCCUUCUUUCCUUUCCUAUUCAGCUGAAAGGGUUAAGCUGAGGUUUUCAAUGUAUAAUUGGCUAAAAAGGCAUGGAGCUGCAGAAGCAGGGCUUGCUUUGAGCACUAUAAUUGCAUGCUCUGAGAAAGCGUUUGAGAAGAUGUACGUGAAUCGCCAUCCGUCUGGCCUUCAAGUAUGGCGGGAUUUAAAGGCACAGAUUUCUUCUGAGUCUUAG
Molecule: messenger RNA, 1659 nt
Organism: Vigna unguiculata (cowpea)
Lineage: Eukaryota; Viridiplantae; Streptophyta; Magnoliopsida; Fabales; Fabaceae
Product: transcription termination factor MTEF18, mitochondrial-like
Biological process (GO): regulation of DNA-templated transcription
Molecular function (GO): double-stranded DNA binding
Source: RefSeq, a predicted model, not a curated record